CUCUACAGCAAGGAAGAGGACGAAGUGCAGCACCCUUUGUCUCGUUGCAUUCACCCACGCAGCAGCGCCGUCCGAGCCUCCGAGCAAGGCCUUCCAGUCCGGUGGUGCACUACAACUUGGGUCGCUGGUCGUCUGUCUGCCUUGGUGCUCGCCAGAGCUCUCUCUACGCAUUCGUUCCAUCUGGCCUGGCCGGGCUGCUUACCUAUCUGUGAUCUGGCUUCGCUUCAUCAGACGACUGGAACUGGAACGACGCCUGCCGCUGCGGACACGUGCAUGCUGGUGGAUGCGCGAUAACUGCUCUCACCCAGCGUCUGCGAGCCCGCGCUGGAAAUAGUCGACCCUCUGCCGCCGCGCAGCCAGGAGAAGUCGACGGCGCCCAGAGUGCAUAACGAGCUCCAUUCCCUCAUUCCACGGCGACACCGAGCUCGACGGAUCGACAUCCACUUGACAGCACAGCAACUCGCGUCGAUAUCAAAAAGACGAGCGAAAGUUUGUGCGCGUCCACUUGCCAGCGCGCGCGCCCCGCUCUGGCCCCGGGCAGAGACGAAAGCGUGCAUUAGGUUCGCGGCGAUCCUCCGUCGUCAGCGCGAGAAACGAUGGAGCGGCAAGGGAGCGUCGCUACCGCGGCGUACCAUGCCCACCAACACCCUCACCACCUGCACCACGCGCAGCACUAUCAUGACCAGCCAUCGCUGGCGUAUCGCCCUCUGCAGCUGUCGUUGCAGCACCUCGCUCCGCCGCAGCAACACCACCAUCACCACCACCACCUGCUCCAGCAACAGCAGCAGCACCCAGCUCCCGCGUCCGUAGAUCCGCAACCACAGCUCUCGUUAGUGGCCUCGGGCGCGGGCUACCCAAACUUCCGACACCAUCAUCCACCCACUCUCCCGCACCGCACCCGGCACCAGAUCCGCCAGGAGCAGCAGCAGCAGCAGCGCCGCACCAUGGCGUACGAGGCCGGCCACCAGAUCUCCGACGACGAACUUGCGCAGCUCCAGAAGGCCAGCGAGGGCUACGAACCGCCCGUUUCCGGGCCUUUGAUCGGGCAUCGACAACCAAGCACAGCCAUCACCAGCGAAUACGCCUCGGCUGAUCCUGUAUACCAGGCGAAGACGCAGUCGCUGCCGCAAAAGUACUCCCACUACCGCACCGUUCGAGGCGAUGGCAAGUGCGGAUGGAGAGCUGUGGCAUUUGGCUACUAUGAAGCACUUAUUCAUCAUGGUGACUUGAACCGCUUUGGCAUGGAGGAGGCUCGCCUCAAGUCGAUUGCUCCUCUCAUGACCCAAGCCGGCUUCAAUCCCACCGUUAUUGAUGAUUUCGCCGACGAAGCGUUCGACCUGCUGCGUGAGCUCGCCAACGCAAUGGCCGAAGGCCUGGACGCUGGCGGUCUGCUCGUAGACAAGUUCAACGACGACGUGGUGCAGAACUACAUCAUCACCUACAUGAGGUCUCUCACGGCAGCCUGGAUGAAGAGCAAGGAGACGGAAUACGCUCCUUGGUUGCUCGGGCAGACUGUCGAAAGCUAUUGCCAGAAUCAAGUCCUUCCCGUUAAGGCAGAGAUCGACAAUGUUGCCUUGAGCGCUCUCAAGGAUGUCCUCCUGUCCCCAGCAGGCAUCUUGCUCGAAGUGCUCUAUCUCGACCGCAGCGAAGGCAGCGAAGUUACCAUGCACAGGUUCGACCCAGUCGCGUCCGGAGGCUUCAUACUCGGCAGUGUACGCUUACUUUACAGACCUGGCCACUAUGAUAUACUGUACAAGCAAGAAGACCUCCCGGUGCCGCCUCCAUCACCCGCUGCUGUGCCCACGUAUUUGCAAUAUGGCUCUCAGACGUACUACGAACCGGCCGCCACCUUCAAUGGCUCGGACUUCAUGGCAUUGUUACCUGGCAUGUCGUACGCCAACCAGACUCCCUUCUGUGGCAUGCCGUCCAGCUUUGACUCUUACGACUCGGCCUCGGACUUCAACUUCACUACCAACAGCAAAGCUCCUGUGACCACUUGCACACCAGCCGUUCCCACUCCAUCUGCGCCGGCUCCUCAGCCGCACAUGCAAUCUCAGUCAAUGUUCGCAUCAGCGAGUCCACCAGUCCAGAUGGUUCCACCAGCUUCUCAGCUCGCACAUGACAUGGUGGUACGGAACGUUCCUCAGUUCAACCACUCUGAUUUUGGUGGUGGGCCAUUCCGCCCUUCAGCGUGGCAGUUCGAUUCCGAGUUCGUGUCACAAUCGCAGAUGCCGUUCCAGACCUCGAUCUUCAGGAACUCCCCAUUCAACCAGGCUCACUUCCAGAAUCCGGAUUUCCAGCCCGAGCAAUGGGAUCCUGAAGGCGAAUAUGCCACGGCAAGCAGCAGCAGCAGCAGCAAGAGUUCGCGACACAAGAAUAGCGGAUGACCGUCAGCCGUGUAACGACGAACAAGGAAGUCGACAGUAUUGGUCCCAAUUUCCAAGAUGCCUUCUCCGCUCGUGUGCGUGCGCCUUGGGACCUGGGUACGUACCAGGUGUCACGAGAGUCACACGGCCACGGCGGGAGUGUGCAUUAGCUCUCAUCUCUUCACCAACAAAACCACCGACCGACCUGCGACGCUCCUUACCCUCACGACCGGUUGACGACGGCUUACGACCUAAGACUUAUCACCUCAGGGUAACCUAGCAAGCAGGAUUCUAGACUCCACAGCAUAUCUUCCUCUCCAUAUGGGAUACUCUUUGAUCUAAUACAGUGCAUGGAGCCCAGCGUUUGCCGCACGCAGUCACACUUGCGACGAUUGGUCAUUGCGAGAGCGACCGCUUGCUAUUGGCCGGCUCACGUUGGGCUCACGAGCAUUUUGAUUUGAACGCGCAUCAGAUUGUAGCAUUUAGCGAUGGCGAUGGGGAUGUGCCGCGGGGCAUACGGGUAGUGGCAUGAAGACGACAGACAGGUAUCAGGGCCUGCAGUGAGUUUGGAACUUUUCGGUAUUGAUUGUCUUGUAUUCCGCCACACUAUGGCGAUGAAGUAUUCAAAAGUAUAGCUAGAUUGCAAGACUUAAUCACAACCACACUCAUUCGGCGAGUUGCAUGCGAAUGCACUUGCACUCUUGGCA
Messenger RNA from Cercospora beticola, 3073 nucleotides. Its product is annotated as OTU family ubiquitin thioesterase. Gene Ontology annotation, molecular function: cysteine-type deubiquitinase activity; ubiquitin binding. The record is from RefSeq and is a predicted model, not a curated record. Gene Ontology annotation, biological process: protein K48-linked deubiquitination. NCBI's taxonomy places the organism in Eukaryota, Fungi, Ascomycota, Dothideomycetes, Mycosphaerellales, Mycosphaerellaceae. Gene Ontology annotation, cellular component: nucleus.